This is a messenger RNA of Populus nigra (black poplar), 749 nucleotides long. RefSeq lists its product as uncharacterized. The record is from RefSeq and is a predicted model, not a curated record. Bases 83 to 628 code for a protein of 181 amino acids. Lineage: Eukaryota; Viridiplantae; Streptophyta; Magnoliopsida; Malpighiales; Salicaceae. The transcript has a single exon.
CCAUGGUUUUCUUACACCAGCCAUCUCUCACAAGGUAAGCUCCCGAAGACGCUAAAACAACAUCAUCAAGUCUUUGAGGAAAAUGUCUCUUGUCAAAGAAGACAUCAAAGCCAAAGCUGAGGUCUACUAUGGAGAUGAAAUGGGAAAAGAGAAAUCUCAAGAAUUGCUCAGAGAAGUAGGCUUGCCGAAUGGUCUUUUGCCCUUGCACGAUAUUGUAGAGUGCGGGAUUGUGAGGGAGACAGGGUUUGUGUGGCUCAAGCAAAAGAAGAGCAUAACCCACAAGUUUGAGAAGAUUGGCAAGCUCGCUUCCUAUGGAACUGAAGUCACAGCUUAUGUUGAACAAAACAAGAUCAAGAAACUGACUGGUGUGAAGACCAAAGAGCUUUUGCUCUGGGUCACACUGAGUGAUAUCUAUUUGGAUGAUCCACCAACUGGAAAGAUCACUUUCCAGACUCCUACUGGGCUCUACAGGACUUUCCCUGUGUCAGCUUUUGUGGUUGAAGAAAAAGGUAAAGCAGCAACCUCAGCAGCGGCAGCGAAGGAUGUCAAGGAAGAGAAGAAGGAUGAUGUCAAGGAAAACAAGGAAGUCAAGGGAGUGAAUGGAGCCGUGGAGGUGAAGGAGGCCUAAGGUUCUUAGUCUUCAGUGAUAAAGAGGCCUUCAUCUGGUCUGUAUUACUAUCAAUUUCAAUGUAUUAUUACCUCUUGCUAGUGUUUACUGGUAAUAAAGUACAUUAGAGUUUAAUUUUUCA